AUGCUGUCCAGCGCGAGCACAAACAGAAUCAUGAUUGACCUCUUCUUCCGCGAGCGGCCGAUGCCCAGCCAAAAAGACUGCGACGAGUUUGCGCGCGCCCUCACGCAGUGCGAGCCAGAUUUGGCGCUGAUGCAGGGCGCCAACAGCUACACCGUGCGGGCGGGCCAUUCGUAUAUCGUCCAGUUUCGCAAGCCGUCGCGGAGGCUGGACCUCGCCCUUCUUCGUCUGGCAAGAGAGGUAUACGGAGCGCACGUGCCCGAGUUUGUAGAGGUGCACAGGUUCGGCAAUCUCUGGGUAUACAAGAUUACGCAAAUGCAGGGGAUUCCCGUGUACACAUUGCGGACCAACCCUACGGGUGAUGUUUGCAAGUCUCCCUUUUGCCGCACAGUGCAGGAUUACGCAAGAUUCUGCGCCGCUUCCUGGAAGCACAGGCCUUCAAGCCCGCCACGCGCCCGAGCGACGCUGCAGAUUGAGUACCUCGCCGCGCUCGAAAAGCUGAGCCACGCGCUGCCCGACCGCUUCGGCGCCGACGUGGAGCGGGCCCGCGAGGCCGUGUGGCGGCUGUUUGGCGGCGACUGGCCCAUGGUCGUCAACAAUCCGCAGGUGACGCGGUCCAACGUCCACGUCGCUGACGACGAGUCGGGCGCGCUGUUGGGCCUCGUCGCCUGGGGCACGGCCGAGGUCGGGCCGUGGGGCAUGAUGGUGCCGGGCAUCGAGACGCUGCUCGGGCAUAUGAGCUACGGCGGGACGUGGACGCGGGUGGACGGGUACGCGACGCUGCGGCGGCUGUUUUACGACGAGCUGGGCCGGGAGCUCGGCGGGCUCGAGGACGAGCGCCUCGACGGCGUGUACGCGCUCGGGCUGCUGCUGCAGAAGACGCCGCACUCGCUCGGGAGCUGCUGGGAGACGCUUGAGGAGGGCGUCUUGAGCGACGAUCAUCCGGCGGUGACGUUUCUCCAGUCGGCGUUGCUGGAUUGGAAAUAA
Messenger RNA from Beauveria bassiana ARSEF 2860, 984 nucleotides. RefSeq lists its product as uncharacterized. NCBI's taxonomy places the organism in Eukaryota, Fungi, Ascomycota, Sordariomycetes, Hypocreales, Cordycipitaceae. The record is from RefSeq and is a predicted model, not a curated record. The transcript is spliced from 2 exons. The coding region runs from base 1 to 984 and encodes 327 amino acids.